AUGAAGUUCUUCACCAUCGCCACCCUGUUCGCGGCCGCGGCCCUCGCCGCCCCCAGCGCCGACACUGUCCAGUCCAAUGACGUGGAGAAGCGCUCCGAUGAAUCCCUCUCCAAGAGAGGUGGCUACUACUAUGGCCACUACUAUGAUGACGACUGGUAUUGCGACUACUACGACGACGACUGCUGGGACUACUACUAUGGACCUGGCCACCAGGUUUCGGAUACCGUAACGGUCUUGGUCAUCGCCGCGGUCCCCAUGGCCACCGUGGCGGUCCCCGUGGCGGUCCCCGUGGUCACCGUGACGGUCCCCGUGGCGGUCCCCAUGGUCACCGUGACGGUCCCCGUGGCCACCAUCACAACUAAAGGGCGAGGGCGGCUCAUCUGCCCCGUUACAGCUUUUUUUUCGCCUAGAUAA
This is a messenger RNA of Hirsutella rhossiliensis, 414 nucleotides long. RefSeq lists its product as uncharacterized. The record is from RefSeq and is a predicted model, not a curated record. The transcript has 2 exons. Bases 1 to 414 code for a protein of 137 amino acids. NCBI's taxonomy places the organism in Eukaryota, Fungi, Ascomycota, Sordariomycetes, Hypocreales, Ophiocordycipitaceae.